AUGGCGGCGGUACCAGCUAAAAGAGCGUGUAGAAGAAGAUAUUAUCCUGGUGAUCCAACGAAAGAAGUGGUGAAAGCUGCUAUUGAAGGAGAUGUUGUUUUACUUAACGAAGUUCUCCAAGAGUUAAGCAGCAGCGAUCGAGCUUCUAUAUUGAAAGCAACAAUCAGUUCAGAGACCGGUUUUACUGUUCUUCAUCAUGUUGCUUGGCGUGCACAAGACUACCGGUAUGCAAGCAAUAAUGUCUUGAAUUGUUUGAUUGAAAACGGAGCGGAUGUAAACGUACGUUCGGCAGACAGCAAAUGCACGCAAUUGAUGACUGCCAGUGAAGUUAAUGACCUCACUGUAAUAAAGUUCCUUUUAGAACAUGGUGCAGACGUUCAUCUUAAAGACAAGAAUGGCUUAACAAGUCUUCACUAUGCUGUCAUAGAUGUGCCCGAUGGUUUGAUCGCUUGUGAUGUUUUGAAGUGUUUAUUAGAAAAUGGGGCUGACAUCAAUGCACUUACGAAUUACAACAGCACCCCCCUGAUGCUAGCAAGUCGGUCAUGUGAUGUGAAUGUCAUAAAGUUUUUUCUUAAUCACGGGUCGAAAAACGACGGUAGGGCUCUUCACUUUGCCUGUGACAGAGCGGCACGAUUGGAUAUUAUGCUUUGUCUGAUUGGAAAUGGAGCUGAUGUCAACGCUCGUGGAAAUGACAACUGUACUCCCCUGAUGACAGCCAGUAGAUCUGGUCAGGUUAAUAAAAUAAAUGUCCUCAUUAACCAUGGAGCCAACUUGCAUCUUCAAGAUGAUAAUGGUGAUACAGCAAUGCACUAUGCAGAGUUUGUUCCGGUUCUAGCAGUUCUAACAGUCUCACGACAUUAA
Molecule: messenger RNA, 861 nt
Organism: Porites evermanni
Lineage: Eukaryota; Metazoa; Cnidaria; Anthozoa; Scleractinia; Poritidae
Source: the annotation of a GenBank genome assembly